UAAUAAUAAUAAUAAUAAUAAUAAUAAUAGCAUUUUGCAAAAAUUGUACUCCACAAUUUAAGCUCUAUCUAAAAAAGUCAUUGUCAAAUAAAUGAAUCUAGAAGCACACGCCGAAAUUAUUCAGCAACGUUUGAAACUAGUGGCGCUUACAAUUACAAUAAUUAAUCUACCGCUACCGACGCUUUUCUGAGUCAGCCCACGGAUAAUACUCCUUUUUCCUCCCAAAAUUCCCUUCUACAUAAUCCCUUUUUUUUCCUCCCAAAUUCCUCAAAAACUCUCGUUCAAAUUAAUUUGAAAAAACAAAUCCAGCAGAAAAAAUUCGACAAAAUGGCGUCCACAAUUGCAUCAUUUCCAUCAACCUCAUUUAAUUCGAAUCCAUCCAACAUUGAAAAUUCCAUAAAAUACUCUCACAAAUUCCCGGCAUCUUACGUCACUUUCCGGCGAAAUCUCCCCUCAAUCUCCGCCGUGUGCUCCAUCACUGAAGUUGUUUCUACCUCCAUUCAAACGUCGACGUUUUAUGAAGUGCUCGGAAUCCAAGCUGGUGCGACGAGUAAGGAAAUCAAAGCUGCGUAUAGAAAAUUAGCUAGAGUUCUUCAUCCAGAUGCGGCUGUAGCAUCUAAUGAGAAAAGGGAUACGACGUCGUCUGCGGAGGAAUUUAUUAGGGUUCAUGAAGCGUAUACGACAUUGUCGGACCCUAAAAAGAGGGCUGAUUAUGAUCGGAAAAUGUGGGUUAAUGGCCGUCGAUUGAGAUACUCUCCUACUUAUUGUACUAUGGGUACCACCAAAUGUACAACCUCUUCGUCUUCCGGGUUUUCGGGUUACACCCGACGAACCUGGGAAACUGACCAAUGUUGGUAAAACUAAUGGAUCGGAUAAAAUGUGUAAAUAUGUAUAAUUUGUGAUUCACAAAAUGUAUUCAAAUGUAUGAGUAAAAUGAAAAAAGUUAUGUGAAAAUCAAAUUAAAAAGUCUUUUUGAAAAGUGGUAAUUACUUUAGAUUUGAAAUACGACUUAAUUUUUGUAAUGUUAAUAUUAAAGGAGUUUUAUUGUAAUACGAGCCACUAAAAGUGGCCAUCUAUAGACUAUAUGACUAUAUGUCUUGUGUAUGUAUACAGUCGUACAAUUAUUUCAUCUUCACUCUCUAGUUAUAAUGUCACUCAAUUUUGAUACAUAUGUUUUGUCAAUUCGAGUUAGAAAAAACAUGGAUAUGGUGAGUAACCGCGUCUUCUUGGCUUGUACAAUUAAGUUAACAAUCCGUUUGAUUAAUAGUAUCAAAAUAAUAAAAAUUAUGGUUAUGAUUCAUAGUUAAAUUUUUGGUAAGUUUAACAUGCCAUUUAUAUGAUAAUGAAAA
Amaranthus tricolor (Joseph's coat) is the source of this 1349-nucleotide messenger RNA. RefSeq names its product chaperone protein dnaJ 11, chloroplastic-like. The transcript has a single exon. NCBI's taxonomy places the organism in Eukaryota, Viridiplantae, Streptophyta, Magnoliopsida, Caryophyllales, Amaranthaceae. Bases 328 to 858 code for a protein of 176 amino acids. The record is from RefSeq and is a predicted model, not a curated record.